UCUUACAUCCACCACAAUAAAUCAUAUUCAGCAAACCAAGAAAAAAAAAGAUGAACUUCCUCUCCGAUCAGGUAAAGAAAUUCUCCGACUCCAAACCAGAGGAGCCAGACCACAACAAGCCCGCGGAAGGAACCGAAACAACCAACAGACCAGCUUCAUCCUCCGAGCUCAUGGCUAGUGCCAAGGUCGUAGCCGAAGCUGCUCAAGCCGCUGCUCGUAACGAGUCAGACAAACUCGACAAGGCUAAAGUCGCUGGAGCCAGCGCUGAUAUCUUAGAUGCCGCCCAGAAAUACGGAAAGCUGGAUGAGAAGAGCGGCGCUGGUCAGUACAUAGAGAAGGCCGAGAAGUAUCUAAACGAUUUCGAGUCCUCACAUUCCUCCGGCGCCGCCGGUACUCCUCCCCCGGCUGCCGGUGCUCCUCCUCCGGCAAGUCAGGCUGAACCGGAAGCUAAGAAGCCCGAAGAGGAGUCUGGUGGUGGCUUGGGAGGUUAUGCUAAGAUGGCUCAAGGUUUCAUGAAGUGAUUAUUGUUCUUUGUUAAUUGUUAUUAUAUCGUGGAUUAAUAAAUUUAAAUAAGUACGUACGUUUAGUAUGGAAUAUAAAACUAAAUAACUAAGUACCUAAGAAAUCAUGAUGUAUCGUUUUAGUAUGGGGAGCGGAUGUAAUCUAUCUUUGUCAUUGUUAUGUCUUUUUAAUCUAUCUAUAUUUGUUGUGAUGUA
Molecule: messenger RNA, 716 nt
Organism: Raphanus sativus (radish)
Lineage: Eukaryota; Viridiplantae; Streptophyta; Magnoliopsida; Brassicales; Brassicaceae
Product: nodulin-related protein 2
Exons: 1
Coding region: 51-521 (156 amino acids)
Biological process (GO): response to heat; regulation of abscisic acid biosynthetic process
Source: RefSeq, a predicted model, not a curated record